Lytechinus pictus (painted urchin) is the source of this 4947-nucleotide messenger RNA. RefSeq lists its product as uncharacterized. Bases 211 to 1344 code for a protein of 377 amino acids. The record is from RefSeq and is a predicted model, not a curated record. The transcript has 9 exons. Lineage: Eukaryota; Metazoa; Echinodermata; Echinoidea; Temnopleuroida; Toxopneustidae.
UAUAGAGAGAGAUGUAGGUUGAUUAUACAGCCACUAUCAUGGCAAUUUUGGGGUGAGAGUGCAUCGACCCAGCUUGUCAGUUGGUCAUCUCUAAGCCGGCUAAAAGUGUUGCAGUAUCAUGUUUCUUGUGGGACUUCAAAGAAGCAGGUUAUCAUUGAAGAAAAUGCCACAAUUGAUGACUUGAGGGUGAAGAUUGCCUCCAAAUUUAACAUGAGGAGACCCGACAGCCUGCAGGUCUUCAAUAAAGACUUUGGUGACUGGCUGGACCUGGAAGAAGAGGAUGAACUUCCUCCAACAAUGUCAAGGGUGAAGGUUUUGGAUGACCCAAACGAGGACACAGAAGACAAAGCGAGUUCUGAUAUCCAUGAAGACAGGGAGGUCCCAUCAAGACAGACUUCAGUCGCUUCCACAUGUCCUCAGACGCUGACAUCUGAAGGAGCAAGGAGCAGCUUUUUUGUAAAUUUUAAAGUGCCUGAAAUGCCCCACGAUGUGCAAAAACUCUUAAAUGACAACAACAAGGCUGUUCUGGAAAGGAAGUGGAGGAGAAAAAUUGUGUCGCAUCUGUAUGACAACAUGGUUCAAGUGGCAGUGUACCCUCAUUCAUGGGAGUACAAUGCUGUGUGCAGUGCACUGAUUAACAAGCACCCGAUUUUGAAGGAUCGAACCAUAAAUGGUUCGGGAUAUGAUACAAUAAAAGAGUCGCUGAGGACAAAGUUUAAACACGAGAGAGGGAUUCGAACACCAUCAACUGAUGUAGCCAGGAGGAGGGAGUUGUAUGGCCGCAAUGGCCCCAGAAAGCGUGCUGAGGACAACGUGGAAAAGGCCCCAUCUCCUGUUAAAAGGAAGAAGCGGGAUAGCAUUGAGACCUCACAUGGGGGAGAAGACGAAGCCAGCAUCCAAAGACACAUCGCGUCAUUAAAAGAUCUGGCAUCCAAGAGGGGCGCAGACCCGUCAAUUAUUCAGGACAAAAUGAAGCGGACGCGAAGUCAUAGACUUUGUUUUAUUCAAGCCAAUGCUUUGCAGGAUGUUCUGAAUGAAUAUCCGAUACUGAGGUUUGAAAAACAGCUAAUACGUGAGCUUCAAAAUACGUAUGGGGCAAAGGAAAUAGCAGCCGCUAUUGCCGAAUCGGUUACAGCUAGUGGAGAAGUGAUUCUCCGAGAAGGAUUGAAGGUGCCAGCAGCACAAGAAGUGAUCGAGCAAUAUCAGGACAAAGUUGAUGGUGCGACUACAGACAAGCAGAAGAAAGGUAUUUUGUGCCUCAUACCUCCAAUUUAUUUUAUGAGGAUAGUACCAAAAGCUAUGGAAUUAUUUGCGAUAUUUACAUUUAUUUCGGCUUACAUAUAAAAAGGAAUUGGUACUGCUAAAGUCACUGUCGUCCAUGCCUUCAAAAUCAGUUAAUUGCAUGAGGAGGAACAUAACUAUCCCACAUUAGUUGUCAUAGUCUUUGUUUAUUAUUCUUAUCAUAAUUUAUUAUGGUGCUCAAUUUCCCUGUCAUCACCCUUUCAGAGAAGAGAAGAAAAAAUGGACGUGUUUCCUUGACAAUUAACAUGGAUAUUUCGUUAUCUUUCCUUCAUGAUUAUGAUCUAGAAGAAAUAGCUUCCAAAAGCGUAAAACUGAAAUACAAUGUAUUUACAUGUAUCUAUUUUGUUUGGUUUUGUUUUAGAUUUACUGGUGGCAUUGUCAUGCUUGCUGUUUCCUUUGAUAUUUGGGGAAAAGGACUCCAUGUACACUAUAAACAAGGAACCCCAGAGCCCUACUCCUACCCUAGUGAUAUCAGGGAACCCCUUUGAAUGUCGUGAUUUAGCCAUAUUCAUGGACGGGAUAGAAGUUUGUCGAGCAUCAGAUCUCACAUCCGGGUUUGUUGCAACAUUCUCAAGUUUUUAUGUGUUUGGGGUCCAGUACCCACAACGUGGAAAGAGGACCCUACAGCUAUACCAGAAAUUUUUUGCAGGACUGGAUGAUGGAAGUCCCCUACCACCCAGAGUCCAGCGAUUUCUUAACAGCCUUGUUUAGACUGAUUUAUUUCUGGUUGGAAAUUCCGCCGUAAAUUUCUAUUAUUUUGCCCUAAAAUUAAAGACUGUUCUGUGUACAUGAGAAGAUUUACACUCUCUUGCUACAUUUGCUGAGAUGAGGCAAAGUUUUGUAUCAACUCAAACAUUUUAAUUUAUUACGAUUGCUUCAUUUAUUUUAUGUGCUGAAAUGAGGCCAAGUUUUGUUUCCUGUAUCAACAUGAUCAACUCAAACUUUUUUUAUUACACCUGCUUCAUUUAUUUUAUGUGCUGCAAUGAGGCAAAGUUUUGUAUCAACUCAAACAUUUUAAUUUAUUACACCUGCUUAAUUUAUUUUAUGUGCUGCAAUGAGGCAAAGUUUUGUAUCAACUCAAACAUUUUAAUUUAUUACACUUGCUACAUUAAUGUGCUGAAAUGAGGCAAAGUUUUGUAUCAACUCAAACAUUUUAAUUUAUUACACUUGCUACAUUAAUGUGCUGAAAUGAGGUCAAGUUUUGUUUUAAAGGGGUACUAGCCCCUGACAUUAUCGUGCUCUCAUUGAAUAAAGAAAAAUCAGAUGAACAAACUGUAAAAAAUUGAUAAAAAUCAGACAACUCGCUCAAAAGUUAUGAAUUUUCAAAGUCACCGAGAUUUGACGAUCACUGCCGCUCAUGGGGAUCAGUGCGAUCGGCAAAACCGACGGAAUCUGUGACGUCAUGUCGGACAACUCCUCAUUCACUUUGUACAUAGAAUAUUUAAAAAUUGAUCAAUGUCAAAUUUAGAGUGAGGUUGCAGCAUGAAUCUUUUCAAAAUACAAGCAAAAACAAUAUAGAAAUGCUAUACCGCAACCAAAAAAUGGUAUUUUGUUGACUUUUCCGAGAAAAAGGAGAAAAUGUGAAGUUUGGUGUACAGAGUGAAUGAGGAGUUGUCCGACGUGACGUCACAGAUUCCGUCGAAUUUGCCGAUCGCACGGAUGCCCAUGAGCGGCAGUGAUCGUCAAAUCUCUGUGACUUUGAAAAUUCAUAACCUUUGAACGGGUUGUCCGAUUUUGCCCAAAUUUUCAGUUUGUUCAUCUGGAUUUUCUUCAUAUCCUGAGGUGAGGAUAAUUCCAGGGGUUGGUUUCCCUUUAAUUUAUUACAUUUGCUACAUUUAUUUCAUGUUUUGUGUGCUGAAAUGAGGCUAAGUUUUGUUUCCUACAUCAACUCAAACGUUUUAAUUUAUUGUAUGUGCUGAAAUGAGGCCAAGUUUUGUUUCCUCUAUCAACUCAAACAUUUUAAUUUAUUACGAUUGCUUCAUUUAUUUUAUGUGCUGAAAUGAGGCCAAGUUUUGUUUCCUGUAUCAACUCAAACAUUUUAAUUUAUUACACCUCCUUCAUUUAUUUUAUGUGCUGCAAUGAGGCAAAGUUUUUUAUCAACUCAAACAUUUUAAUUCUUUACGAUUGAUUCAUUUAUUUUAUGUGCUGAAAUGAGGCCAAGUUUUGUUUCCUGUAUCAACUCAAACAUUUUAAUUUAUUACACCUCCUUCAUUUAUUUUAUGUGCUGCAAUGAGGCAAAGUUUUUUAUCAACUCAAACAUUUUAAUUUUUUACGAUUGAUUCAUUUAUUUUAUGUGCUGAAAUGAAGUCAAGUUUUUUAUCCUAUAUCAACUCAAAAGUAUUAAUUUGUUACAUUUGCUACAUUUUAAUGUGCUGAAACAAGGCAAAGUUUUGUUGCAAACGUCAAUAUAACUAUUUAGUGGGUUCUUAAAAUCGUUACAAUAUGAGUUUCUGGUCACAUGGUCAAGGUCAAAGGUUACCAGAGGUCAUCAAACUUUGGUAUGUCAAGCCAAAAACAUCAAAAACUUAACUUGGAGGUUAUAUUUUAGAAAUGUCAACGUAGGUUUAAAAAUUUUUUGUCUCUUUCCAUGAAACUUUGUAAUUAGGGUCAUUAAGCAUCACCAAUCGUUCCGUAUGCAUUAGUAGUGUGGGUGGAGUCAUUGUUGCCAUGGUAACCAUGGUUAUAUUGAAAAAAAAUUAAGAUUGUCUAGUAAGCAUUCUACAGACCAAAAUUUUCAUCCAAUCUUAUUCAAAUUUGGUGUGGACGUGUAUUAUGGCAAGUGGAAGUAAGCUGUCGAUUCUUGGAUAUGGGCAGGGUCAUUGUUGCCAUGGUAACAAUUUUUAUAAAGAAAUAAUGAAGAUUUCAGGGUGAGCACUCUACAGGCCAGAUGUUUCAUCUGCUCAUAUUCUAAUUUGGUGUUGAUGUGUAAUAUUAAGAAGCCUAUUGAAUUAGGGUGUGGGCAUAAUCAUUAUUGCCAUGGUAAUCAUGGUUUUUCAGAUUUCUUUUAGUCAUUGUUUUUGUCCAGUCACAUUCAAAUUUGGUGUUGGGACUGUAUUAUGGUAGGAGUAUCAUGUGAUAUUUCCUGAUUUCUUUGUAAAAGUGCUGCUGCCUGAAGCAGGCAAAACCACCAGAGGCACUCCACUUGUUUUUUCUUAGAUUGUACUUUUUAAUAUAAACUUUUGUCCAUAUAUUUCCUCCAAAAACAGAUACCAAAACUUUUAAGAUACCGAUGCGAUUAUUUUGUACCUUUUCAAUGAAUGAGAAAAUAUUUCUUUCUCAUCAUUUCUCGCAAUAGGUGACACUUGGUUCAGCUGGUUUGUUAUUUACAUCACAAUGUAUAAGCUUAUAGAUAUUCCACACGUCAGAUUGCCUUGUAUGUCCACAAAGAGUGUGAGGCUACAUCCUUUUUGCUUUACAUAAUUAUUAUUGCUCGUCUGAAGGCAUGUUUACAGAUUUUGAUUAAGUCUGUGCCAAGAAAUGGUGUUUAAUAUGUAUGAUGUAUUAAAUGUGUUGAACUCCAAAUGUAUAUUCACUACUCUCCUUUCUAGUACAUGUACUGUAAUAGCUCCUCAUUGGCAUAUACAUAUACAUGUGUCACAAUUAGGACCUAUUGCAGCUCAUUUGAAAAUAUUAUUAUAACUAUUA